AUGCAAUUGAAAACUCUUUCAUUAGCUGCCAUUGGCCUUCUUUUACUGAGUGGUCAUGGUAGCAAUGCCGUUCAAGCAGCAACCAUCGAUGAUGUUGCUGUCGUCCGUGGUGGCGAAGAACAAUUGUCCGACGCUUAUCUUUCACUCUUCGAUACAGAGGAAGACCAAGAGACCGAUUUUGAGUUAUCUGAAGAUUACGCUGAUGAAGAAGACUAUCACCCAUUAACCAAGCGCGGUGAAACUUGUGCCAAAUAUCAUACUGUAAGUGGUAGCGAUUCUUGUGUCAAGCUGGCCAAGAAGUAUGGUGUUACCUUGCAAGAUAUUUACGAUUGGAAUCCUCAGAUCAGAAAAGGAUGUCCCAACUUGAACAAUGGCAAAAAGUACUGUGUAAAAAAAAACCACCAGAAACAUCAGCGAUUGUUGAAAUGCAAGAAAUCUUCUUCUUCCUCCUCCAAAAAAGAAACACGCAAGAAAUUACAAACCAAAUCUGCCUUUACUUAUUAUUGGAUUGCUCAACCCAGCGAUUAUACUGGUGGUAAGAAGGUCUAUGUCAAAACCUGCAGUGGCAAAACCAUUGGUUCUGUUGGCGAAAACUAUGCGGAUGCGCUUGUCAUGGAAGGCACAGGCGUGGUGGGCUCCAAGAUUGUCAAUUUGGGCAGCUGUAACUGCAACAGUUACAAGUGCUUCGAAUUGGUUGAUAAGAGUUCUGAUCCCUUUGGCUUGACGGCUUAUGAUACGCCUCUUCGUCCUUAUGUCACGAUUGCUUCCAACGACAUCAAGAAGAACACCAAGAUUUACGUUCCUGCUCUGGUCGGUUGGAAGAUCCCUGGUUCUGGCAAAACGCACAAUGGCUGCUUGUUGGUCGACGAUCAGUCUUGGAGUUUCAACGGCAAACAUAUCGAUUUCUACGUCUAUUCUAUGUCCAAUUACGAAAAGUUGGAUAAGCAACAUCGUAUCAAUCAUGUAGAUAUUUAUGAAGGUGGUUCUUGUAAACUUCUCAACUACAUGUAA
Mycotypha africana is the source of this 1011-nucleotide messenger RNA. RefSeq lists its product as uncharacterized. The transcript has 4 exons. NCBI's taxonomy places the organism in Eukaryota, Fungi, Mucoromycota, Mucoromycetes, Mucorales, Mycotyphaceae. The record is from RefSeq and is a predicted model, not a curated record. The coding region runs from base 1 to 1011 and encodes 336 amino acids.